AUGGCCGCUUCUUGGGUUGCUCGUAUACCCGAGAGCUCGGAGAUGCAGGAAGGGCAUGCUGCACGUGUGAGUCCUCAAUCGAAGCAAAGCAGCUGGGUGGUCGACAAGACCCUAUCGACGGCGUCGAACCUCGCGCAGCUCCUGCCGACCGCCACCGUACUGGCCUUCCAAUCCCUCUCCCCAUCCUUCACCCGCCGAGGCGAGUGCUACGCCACCAACCGGGAACUCACCUGCGUUCUCAUCGCCCUCAGCGCCGUCUCCUGCGCCUUCUUCUCGAUCACCGACAGCCUCGUCGGCGCCGACAACAAGCUCUACUACGGCGUCGCCACGAUGCGGGGCCUCUACGUCUUCAACUGCAACGAGGCGAACGAGGAGGAGCGGAGGCGGGUGUUCGGCGACCUGGACGAGUACCGGCUGCGGCCGCUGGACUGCGUGCAUGCUGUCUUCGCCGUGCUGGUGUUCCUGACGUUAGCCUUCAGCGACGCCAUGGUUCAGCACUGCUUGUUCCCGGACUCGGGAACGAACGCGAGGGAGCUCCUCGUGAAUCUGCCGCUCGGCGCAGGGGUGGUGUCGACGCUGGUGUUCAUGCUCUUCCCCACCUCCCGCAAGGGCAUCGGAUACACAAACGUGACACCCACGUCACGGUAA
Molecule: messenger RNA, 648 nt
Organism: Musa acuminata subsp. malaccensis (wild Malaysian banana)
Lineage: Eukaryota; Viridiplantae; Streptophyta; Magnoliopsida; Zingiberales; Musaceae
Product: protein DMP7-like
Biological process (GO): endomembrane system organization
Source: RefSeq, a predicted model, not a curated record